AUGGCAACACUGUCACUGUGAAGUUGUCAAAUUAAUCGCGUGGUUGGGUGGAAUUUUUGUACAAUUUCGAGGAGAAAAAGUGUGAAAAAGUGACGAAAAACCAGCAAAAAGAUCAGCCAAGUGGUCGUGGGAGGUGUGAUAGGUAAAAUUGGUGGUGUUUGUGGUAAAUUAGCAGUGGAAAUUGGUGAAAAACGCAAAGAAAACAAUGUCCGAAUGCAAACGUGUUUUCAUGGCUUGAGUCCCCAAGUGGCCAAAACAAUUGGUGCUUUCAUCAUUUCCCGCCGGAUUUGGAUGCUUUCUCAGCGCAAUAUUCCGUCAAUUUCUCGCAAUUUCAGGAGGUUCACAACAACAACACGAGAACCAAAAGUAGUAGCAAGAAGAUGGACUACGGAGGAGCACAGAAUGGAAUGCAGAACGGUGGGAGUCAGUAUGGGGUGUGUGGAAAUAGUGGGCAAACGCAGAAGGUGACUCUCAGGAGGAGAUGCCGUAGUGAAUGCCAUCAAUUUGUUGGUGGUGAUGAGGUGUCAGAUGCCCUAAAUAGCUAUCAGAUGAAGACACAUCACAUGCUGGGACAAGAGAUGAAGCACCGAGGUGGGGGUGCAAUGAGAAAUGGUUUUAGAUCAAAAUACAGCCCACCACGUCAUAUGGUGGCAUCGCGAAAAUUACUGGCACUCACCAAGGAGACCCAAUCGCAGAAUGUGAUAAGAGAAUUGGAUGGAGAGAAUGAGGAUCACAUCAAAGAAAAUAUAUCCGAGUACAUGCUAAAGAAGAAGGAUCAUGCGGAGCAACAGCAAAUCUCAGAGCAGAAAAUAGCAUGUGGGGAUUUGCAUAAGAGACGCACACGACCAAGAAGUGAAUCGGAACCGCAUGAAAUCUACAAAUCCUCAAAUGGAAUUGAUAAAAUUAGAAAUGAUGAUCUGGCACUUAAACGUUCACGCGACGAAGAUUCCCCACCGAUGCACUAUCAGCUUAAACUGUCCAAUGGCCAUCAUGCUGCCCCGACUUUUUCCAAUUGUUCCUCAGGGGACAAGGACAUUAUGACUGAGUCCCCGAAAAAGAUCAAUGGGAACUGCUAUUCUCCGCCUAAAGUGUCUGUGAUCAAUGGUGAGACUCACAAGGUCUCGCAGGAUCCCCUACAAACUUCGGAAGUUCCACCGACGACGAAGGAUGUCGAGGACUCCCAUUCAGAUAUGUCUGAUACGGAGUGCAGUAGUUUGGAUGGGGAUGCCAUGACGGGGAAUGGGGUGGAUUUUGAUGAAGAGGAUGUGUAUGAUUUGAUGUCGCAAUCGGAUGAUGUUGAUUCCGGAGGAAAGAUGUUUAGUGCCAAUAUCUCAGUGGCGAUUCAGUCCAAAGUGAAUUUGCCAUCGGCUGAAGCCCAUCAGGCAAUUGUAGAGGCAUCGAGUGGGGGGAAGUUUGCAGCAAUAGCUGGACCAAUAUCACCCAGUAUGUUCCCAAAUGUGCCACCUUUUCUCACCUUUGCCUCAGACACCGAAGCCGGUCCGCCGAUGCAUGCGUUAGUGACGAAAAUACUCAAAUGGAAGGUGACUGCAGUGACGCCAAUUGUCGUGAGGAAGGUUCUUCUCAACUCAGGGUUUAGAUUACUCAAACAAAACGAUGAUGUCCUUCCAGAGACAAAUGACUGGAUUGGUAUUUGGGGAAAGCACAUGAAGAGUCCACAAUUUCGCACAAUUCGCUCAUAUCAGAAGUUCAAUCAUAUUCCGGGUACGUUUCAAAUUGGCCGAAAGGAUCGUGUUUGGCGGAAUUUGCAACUACAAAUGGAACGCAAUGGCAAGAAGGAGUUUGGCUUUAUGCCACGAACCUAUAUCCUGCCACAGGAUCUCAAGACGUUGCGUCAGAUGUGGCCACGGUACAGUCAGCGUGGUGUAAAGUGGAUCAUAAAGCCACCGGCUUCGGCCAGAGGAACGGGAAUCAAAGUGGUCAAUAGAUGGUCACAGAUUCCCAAACGACGACCAAUAAUUGUGCAGAGGUACGUUGAGCGACCGAUGUUGAUCGAUGGCAGUAAGUUUGAUUUGCGUCUGUAUGUUCUCGUGACAUCCAUGAAUCCCCUAAAAGUGUACAUGCACACCGAUGGCCUGGCCAGAUUCGCUUCAGUGAGGUAUAGUGAGAAAGUGGACACUCUCAGUGAUCGGUAUAUGCAUUUGACGAACUACAGUAUUAACAAGUUGUCCGCCAAUUAUGCUAAAAAUGAAGAUGCUGAAGCGUGCAAAGGUCACAAAUGGACCAUUAGAUCACUGUGGAGUUACCUGGAAUCUGGUGGAGUGGACACAGAAAGGCUCUGGGGUGCACUGAGGGAUUUGGUUAUUCGAACCCUUUUGGCAGGAGAGACACCAAUUCACAAUCUCACAAAAUCUAAUAUGCUGAGCAAGUACAAUUGCUAUGAAUUAUUUGGAUUUGACGUCCUACUGGACUCAGAUCUUGUACCCUGGCUUCUGGAGGUGAAUAUUUCGCCGUCGCUACAUUCUUCCUCGCCGCUUGAUCUGCACGUCAAGGCGCCACUGGUUAGAGCUACACUCAAUACAGCUCUCUACCAAGUGCCACCAAAAUUGACGGAGGACAAGCAGCAGGAAGUGCUGCAGACGCUCAAUCUUCAGGGGCCACUGUGCAUGGACAAGAGGAUGUACACCACGACGCUGGCCAUGAGUGAGAGGAUCAAGCACAAUCACUUCAUCAGCAAGGAACUCAAUAGAGAAGACUACCUCGAGAGCAUCCUUGAUACUCUCACAGCAGAUGAUUUGAGAUGUUUGAUCAUAACUGAGGAGGAAUUAUCCCGAUGUGCUCCACUUGAGCGUAUCUUUCCUGCUCCAAAUAGCCACAAAUAUCUCACGUACAUGGACCAACCACGGUACUACAAUCGCCUCUUGGACGCCUGGGAGACCAAGUACAGUGGCAGGCGCGAUGAGGGCAUCGCUAGACUCCAGGAGCUCUGUGCCAAGAAACUCCAUCUAAAAGUUCCACCAGCGUCCGUCAAAAAGGAUUGCAACAGUAAAAUAGGAAAUGGUGAGUCAAGCGGGGAGAUUGUUGUGGGUUUGCCCACGGAUGAGGAUACAGAGGAUGAGAAACAGAGCAGGAAGUCAACGGUGAAAACAACAAUGAAGACUCAUGUGGACAAUAAUGAUGCGAAAAGUCACCAAAAUGCCAUUAGAAAUGGGAUUAGAACAACUCUGUGACGAGGCCUCAAGACUGACACGAUGUGUUCUAUAUAGGAGUUACGGAUAAAAAAAAUUGAAAAUAAAAAGAGAAUUCUUUCAACAAAUCAAUUCUUAGAAGGCAAAUUUUCAUUUAGUUUAAAGAUAAAAAGACAUCGUAAGCGAAUUUAGAACAUCUCCGAAGUAAAAUUGAAUUAAUAUGCGUUGAGAAAUAUAUUUUUAAACGAUA
Phlebotomus papatasi is the source of this 3396-nucleotide messenger RNA. RefSeq names its product tubulin monoglutamylase TTLL4 (gene TTLL4B). The transcript is spliced from 7 exons. Gene Ontology annotation, cellular component: cilium. Lineage: Eukaryota; Metazoa; Arthropoda; Insecta; Diptera; Psychodidae. The record is from RefSeq and is a predicted model, not a curated record. Bases 381 to 3188 code for a protein of 935 amino acids. Gene Ontology annotation, biological process: protein polyglutamylation; microtubule cytoskeleton organization. Gene Ontology annotation, molecular function: tubulin binding; tubulin-glutamic acid ligase activity.